Messenger RNA from Malaclemys terrapin pileata, 927 nucleotides. Its product is annotated as olfactory receptor 11A1-like. NCBI's taxonomy places the organism in Eukaryota, Metazoa, Chordata, Testudines, Emydidae. The transcript has a single exon. Gene Ontology annotation, biological process: G protein-coupled receptor signaling pathway. Bases 1 to 927 code for a protein of 308 amino acids. The record is from RefSeq and is a predicted model, not a curated record. Gene Ontology annotation, molecular function: olfactory receptor activity; G protein-coupled receptor activity. Gene Ontology annotation, cellular component: membrane.
AUGCACCUCAUAGAGAAAGCAGAAGAGGACAAUCGAACGUUCAUCACAGAAUUUAUCCUCCUGGGAUUCGGGAAUCUCCCUGAACUUCAGAUCCUUCUCUUCCUGGUUUUCCUAGUGACCAUGUCCGGGAACAUCCUCAUCAUAGUGCUAGUUGUGGCUGAUCAGCACCUUCACACCCCCAUGUACUACUUCCUGGGAAACUUGUCCUGCUUGGAGACCUGCUACACCUCCACCAUUCUGCCCAGGAUGCUGGCCAGUCUCCUGACUGGAGACAGAACCAUUUCUGUCAGUGGCUGUUUUGCACAGUUUUAUUGCUUUUGUUCUCUGGCAGCUACAGAAUGCUAUCUCCUAGCAGCGAUGUCUUAUGAUCGGUAUUUAGCGAUAUGCAAACCCCUGCGUUAUGCAGCCCUGAUGAACGGCAGGUUAUUUCUCCAGCUAACAGCGGGGUCUUGGAUGAGCGGAUUUCUACUUUGUGUAAUAAUGAUGUGUUUUAUGUCACAAUUAACAUUCUGUGGCCCCAAUGAAAUUGACCAUUUCUUUUGUGAUUUUUCUCCAAUGCUAAAACUCUCCUGCAGUGACAGCAGCAUGAUCACCUUGGUUUGUUUCAUACUCGCCUUCCUAGACUUGCCUUGCCCAUUUCUAUUAACUGUGACAUCCUAUGUUUGUAUCAUUGCUACUAUCCUGAGAAUCCCUUCCACCACUGGGAGGCAAAAGGCCUUUUCCACCUGCUCCUCUCACCUCAUUGUGGUAACACUUUUCUAUGGGACCAUAAUGAUUGUCUACAUGAUACCGAAAUCCAGCAACCUGAGAGCCCUAAACAAAGUGUUCUCUGUCUUCUACACAGUCCUGACUCCCAUGCUCAACCCCCUCAUCUACAGCCUGCGAAACAAAGAGGUGAAGGCGGCCCUUAGAAAAGUCAUCAGUUAA